AUGGCGACUAGACUCGCAGCCUUCCUCAAGAAUGCCUGGGACAAGGAGCCGGUGCUGGUCGUGUCCUUCACCAUCGCGGGUCUCGCUGUAAUUCUGCCCUCGUUAAGCCCCUACACCAAGUAUGCCUCCAUGAUCAAUGCGGUCACCCCCUACAGCUACCCAGUGCCCCUCCGAGAUGAUGGGAACAUGCCUGACGUGCCCAACCACCCCCAGGACCCCCUGGGUCCCAGCCUGGAGUGGCUGAAGAAACUGUGA
This is a messenger RNA of Elephantulus edwardii (Cape elephant shrew), 255 nucleotides long. RefSeq names its product NADH dehydrogenase [ubiquinone] 1 alpha subcomplex subunit 3-like. The transcript has a single exon. Gene Ontology annotation, cellular component: mitochondrial inner membrane. Lineage: Eukaryota; Metazoa; Chordata; Mammalia; Macroscelidea; Macroscelididae. The record is from RefSeq and is a predicted model, not a curated record. Bases 1 to 255 code for a protein of 84 amino acids.